AUGUCGCCAUUUGAGCCCCUGUAUGGUAGGGGUUGUCAGUCUUCUGUUUGUUGGGGUGAGGUUGGUGAGCGAAAGUUGAUAAGAACUGAGCUGGUGCAGAUGACAAAUGAAAUCAGGCAGAAGAUUAGAACUCGAAUGCUAACACUGCAAAGUAGACAGAAUAGUUACGUUGAUGUUUGGCGUAGUGAUCUUAAGUUCGAGGCAGGGGAUAAAGUAUUUCUGAAGGUAGCACCUACAAAAGGUGUUCUGAGAUUUGGAAGGAAUGGGAAGCUCAAUCCGCAUUUUGUGAGGCCAUUCAAGUUGAACGAGAACCUGAGUUAUGAAGAGAAGCCUGUACAGAUUAUUGCAAUGGAAGUGAAGGUUUUGCACAACAGGGAGGUGGCACUGGUGAAGAUUCUAUGGCAAAACCAUCAGUUCGAGGAAGCAACAUAA
Messenger RNA from Benincasa hispida (wax gourd), 432 nucleotides. The record is from RefSeq and is a predicted model, not a curated record. NCBI's taxonomy places the organism in Eukaryota, Viridiplantae, Streptophyta, Magnoliopsida, Cucurbitales, Cucurbitaceae.